Molecule: messenger RNA, 1568 nt
Organism: Sander lucioperca (pikeperch)
Lineage: Eukaryota; Metazoa; Chordata; Actinopteri; Perciformes; Percidae
Product: interferon-inducible GTPase 5-like
Exons: 3
Coding region: 128-1321 (397 amino acids)
Cellular component (GO): membrane
Molecular function (GO): GTP binding
Source: RefSeq, a predicted model, not a curated record
UCAUUUCUUAUAAGAGUUAAGAAACGGGAUGUAGACUUUUAUUCCAGCUGAACGAGUCAUAGUAAUUACAGGGUCGUACUUUUGUCUCGUCUGUUUCAACAGACUCCAGGUUUUUAAAGGGAUUACCAUGGCACAUCCUUUACAUUUUGUAUCAAUUGAAGCCAUUAAAGAAGCACUACAAAACAAUGAUCCCAGCUUAGCUGUUGAAAAGAUCAAGGAGCUUUUGGAGAGGGAGAAAAAUAUUCCACUAAAUAUUGGCAUCACAGGAGAGUCUGGUUCUGGUAAAUCCACCUUUGUUAAUGCCUUCAGAGGCAUAGACAACAUGGAUGAGGGAGCUGCCCCUACUGAUUGUGAUGAAACCACCAUGGAGGUUACACCAUACCCCCAUCCAAACUAUCCCAAUGUUACACUAUGGGAUCUUCCUGGUAUUGGCACCCCCGAUUUUCCAGCUGACAAGUACCUGGAGCUUGUUGAAUUUAAAAGGUUUGACUUCUUCAUCAUCAUCUCAGACACACGCUUCAGAGAAAAUGAUGUGAAGCUCGCUCAGGAGAUUCAGAAGUUGGAGAAAACGUUCUACUUUGUUCGCUCAAAGAUAGACAUUGACUUACAAAAUCAGGAAAGAAGCCAGAGGGAGUUCAACGCAGAAAGGACUCUUUCAAAUAUCAGGGCAAACUGCAUUCAAGGUCUUCAGAAAGCAGGUGUGGUCUCCCCCCAAGUGUUCCUGGUGGCCAGCUUUGAUCUCCAGCUGUAUGACUUCGCUCUCUUAGGGGAAAUCUUAGAGAGAGAACUUCCUGAACACAAGAAGAAUGCUCUGCUGCUGGCCAUGCCCAAUAUCAGCCUGGAGGUCAUCAACAAGAAGAAGAAAUCUUUCCAUAACAACAUCAAAUACUGGGCUACAGCGAGUGCAGCUGUAGGAGCUGUACCAGUUCCUGGGCUUUCUAUUACUGUUGAUGUGGUCAUGUUGGUUGGUGUUGUCACACAAUACGUACUGGGGUUUGGUCUUGAUAGCCCGUCACUGAAGAGACUCUCUAAUAGGACAAAUGUGCCAUACAAUGAUCUGAUUGACAUCAUUAUUUCACCACUGGCUGCAACAAAAAUAACCCCUGAUCUUCUCUUGAAGGUGAUUGGUCAAGUUGCUGGCUCAGUAGCAUUAAUAGCAGUAGAGGAAGGGUCCAGAUUCAUUCCAAUACUUGGAAUCCCAUUAGCAAUGGGCCUCUCUUUUAUCUCCACCUACAACAUUCUCAAAACCAUCCUCAACAUGCUUGCUGAGGAUGCUCAGAGUGUGUUUAAAAGGGCCCUGGGGUUGAACACCUCAGUGUGAUAUUGUAAAGUGAAUGGCAACGGCAUUUAAUGGCACAUUUAAAACAGCAGUGUACUUAAGAGCUUUUGAGUGAUCUUUGUGAGUAGAUUGCAUUGUAUUUCUUUAUACUCUAAUCAAAUAAUAAUAUUGUUUUCUAACUGCACAUUUAGCAAACAUAAAUCAUACGUUUUGCAGUUGAUCAUUCUCCAAUAUGUAUCAUUUACACUAAAAAAUGCAGACAUUAAUGAAUAGCUUAAAAGCCCAUUAA